This is a messenger RNA of Clavispora lusitaniae ATCC 42720, 765 nucleotides long. RefSeq lists its product as uncharacterized. Lineage: Eukaryota; Fungi; Ascomycota; Pichiomycetes; Serinales; Metschnikowiaceae. Gene Ontology annotation, molecular function: O-methyltransferase activity. The record is from RefSeq and is a predicted model, not a curated record.
AUGUCGUUGGAAGAAGAGCUUUUGAAUUAUAUUUUUAGUUUGCCUAACCUUGAGGAAAUCAAAGGUUCGCCUAAAAAGGUCAUUGAAGCCAUUGAUGAAUUUGUCAAGAAAAAUCCAAUGAUGAUCAUAGGUAAACACAAAGGUCAAUUAAUUUUGGAUCACAUCAAAGAGUCGGAACCAGAUUGUAUGAUUGAAUUGGGCUGCUAUGUUGGAUAUCUGGCAAUUUUGUUCGCGGGCGCAUUAUCUGAGUUAGAGAGGGAUGAUUGCUUCUCAAAGUAUUACAGUUUUGAAGUCAAUUCUGCUUUUGCCAAAAUCGCUUCUAAGUUGAUUGAUCUUGCUGGUCUUUCUCAUAUGGUUGAGAUCAUUGUGGGCCCAGCCGGAUCUACUCUCCCUGAUUUUGCCGAGCGUAUUGCCUCUGAAUACAAGAGAUAUAAGGCAAUUGAUGCUAUCUUCAUUGACCAUUGGAAAGACAUGUACGUUCCUGACCUCCGUGUUCUUGAGUCGCUUUCCCUCAUUGGGCCCGGUACGUACAUUUUUGCUGACAAUAUUUUGAAUCCUGGUGUACCUGAUUAUGUGGACUACGUGCAAGGCGACCCGGAAUUCAGAAAAGAGUACAAUGCGGCCCAUGAGAACAUCAGCAGCUCCAUUCUUCAGGGUAGAUGGAAUAUUUUGUAUGAGUCACAGACAUAUCCAGUCACAGAUCCUGAUACUGGUCGCAAGGAUGCAGUUGAAAUUACGAAGUGCGUUGAGUAUCUUUCUGGAUAA